AUGAACACUUUAAUCCAUUCUGCAAACCGUUACCUUUAUAGGGUACCCUACCCUUUACUCCUUCGGGUUCCAACCAACAACACCAACCUUCCAAGGUUCAUUUCAACCCUUAAACGCUCACCUUAUCCCAUUGCAUGUGCCACUUCCAAUGAAGAAUUUGCAGAAGAGGUUAAAGUGCUUGAAAACAACACCAAUGAAGGAACCACUUCAAGCACUUUUUCUACUCCAAUUGACAAAGAGCUUAAAAGGGUUGCUCAGAAAACAGCUGCAACCUUUGCACCAAGGGCUUCUACGGCCUCGAAAAACCCUGCAGUUCCUGGAACUACCUUGUAUACUGUUUUUGAGGUUCAAGCUUAUGUAUCAAUGUUGUUAGGUGGAGCUUUGUCUUUUAAUCUCAUUUUCCCUUCAGACCAACCUGAUAUUUGGAGAUUGAUGGGAAUGUGGUCCAUUUGGAUGUUCACAAUUCCUUCGUUACGAGCUCGAGAUUGCUCAAAGAAUGAGAAAGAAGCUCUCAACUAUCUUUUUCUCCUAGUCCCAUUGCUCAAUGUUGGAAUCCCAUUCUUUUGGAAAUCCUUUCCUGUUGUUUGGUCGGCAGAUAUAAUAGCAUUCUUUGGAAUGUAUGCAUGGAAGCUCGGAUGGCUCCAGAAAACGGACUAG
This is a messenger RNA of Vicia faba (fava bean), 657 nucleotides long. Lineage: Eukaryota; Viridiplantae; Streptophyta; Magnoliopsida; Fabales; Fabaceae. The record is from the annotation of a GenBank genome assembly.